This is a messenger RNA of Ostrea edulis (European flat oyster), 1936 nucleotides long. Its product is annotated as E3 SUMO-protein ligase ZBED1-like. The record is from RefSeq and is a predicted model, not a curated record. Lineage: Eukaryota; Metazoa; Mollusca; Bivalvia; Ostreida; Ostreidae. The transcript has 2 exons. Gene Ontology annotation, molecular function: protein dimerization activity. The coding region runs from base 453 to 1709 and encodes 418 amino acids.
UCAUCCCUAAAAUGUACAACGCAGUGAAGGAAAAUGUACUACAAACCUUGUCAUCAGCAACACAGGUAAUUGUGAUAAGAUAUUUUAUUUUGUCAUCAACGACACGGGUAAUUAUGAAAAAAAAAAUUCAUUUUUGAGAUAAAGUAACACUUAAGAAAAAGAAAAUACAUAGUCACUAUACACACAUUUUAAUUAACACUUUACGACAGUGUAUGUUUAAUGUUUAUAUUGUUUACCGAGUUCAUAAUUACAAAAAUAUAUUCUGAAUUAAUUAAGGUGGCAAUCACUAGUGAUGGAUGGACCUCGAGGUCAACCGAGUCAUAUGUCACUGUCACGGCAACCUUUGUUGAUGCAAAUUGGGAGAUGCAGAAUUAUGUUCUUCAAACCAGGCCCAUGCCAGAAAGUCAUACAGCUGAAAAUGUGGCAUCUGUCAUCAGGGAGGCCUGUAAAGAAUGGAAACUUCCAAGUCCUCUUGGUCCUCCGCCACUGGUGACAAUGCAGCAAAUAUGUUAAAAGCAGGGCAGAUAAUUGGGUGCAUUCACAUAGGAUGUUUAGCUCACACUCUGAAUUUAGCAGCACAACGUUCCCUGAAAGUGAAAACUGUCUCUAAUCUGUUGGCCCGUAUCAGAACCAUUGUUGCAUUUUUUCAUCGCAGCACUGUGGCAGCAUCAGUUUUAAAAGCCAAGGCAGAACUGUUGGCUAUCCCAAACCACAAACUCAAAAUUGAUGUGUGUACCAGAUGGAAUUCUACCUUUGAUAUGAUUGAGAGAUUUCUAGAAAUGCAGGCUGCUGUCAUAGCUUCACUUAGAUGCAAGGAAUUAUCACAUAUUAAGAACAAGGAUAUAAGCAACCUAAGUGAUGAGAGUGUCUCUCUGGCAGAAAACAUUGCAGCUUGUUUGAAACCCUUAAAGGACAUGACCACUAUGCUCUGCACUGAAUCCACUCCAACUCUUUCUGUGAUUAUGCCACUUCAUCGACAGCUCAUCACCAACAUUCUAGUCGCAAAAGAGGAUGAUUCCCACACAGUUGUGGAGAUGAAGAAGCUUAUGAAAAAUGAUUUGGAAUCAAGGUAUGCAGACAAGAAAGACUUUCUCAACAUGGUGUCAGCCAUUGAUCCUCGUUUUAAAUCUUUACCAUAUCUCACUGAUGAAGAAAAGACAGAUGUGUUUGACCAUGUCACGCAGGAAGUAGUACGUCUAGCAGGAGCCAAAUUGAAACCAUUUGUUGUGAAAACAGAAAAAGAAGAUGAAAGCACAUCUACGAUUGUUCAGCCUAACUUGCCCUUAUUGCCUGCGCUUCCUGGUGAUUCAGAAAUUCAGAUUAAAAAUGAAACAGUUGUUGAAACCAGCAGCAAGACAGGAACAUUUGCAGAUUCCUCCUGUGUCUUGCAUGACAUUUUGGGUGAUGUAUUUGUUACUUUAGUAGAGCCACCAAAAUCAUCCCUUGAGUUAGUACAGAUGGAAGUCAUCAAUUAUAAGAGUGAGCCAUCAAUUCCACUAAAGGCCAAUCCUUUAAACUGGUGGCGUGACCACAAGACCAAAUAUCCACAGCUGUGUGAUCUAGCUAAAUCUUUCCUCUGUAUCCCAGCCACAAGUGUGCCUUCAGAGAGGGUGUUCUCAACUGCAGGAGACAUUAUAACUGCACAACGGGCUAACCUUAAAGGAAAGCAUGUGGACACUCUGAUCUUCUUGAAAAAAAAUAUGAUAUAAGAUCAUAUAGAUUUAAAACAGUUCAAUUAAUCCAUCCAUUUACCAAUGUUCAUUGUUUAUUAUAGUUUGUUACUUUUGCGGUUUUUUUUAUAUUCUUUUGUUUAUAAUAGUCAUUCCUGUUGAUUCUAGUCAUGAUACAGAGACACUGCUGUAUACUAAGUAUAUACUAUAUACUUACUUUUAUGUUGUUACUGGUUUCAAAAUAAAAUUUGACAAUAUAUUUCUCU